This is a messenger RNA of Physcomitrium patens, 2662 nucleotides long. RefSeq names its product phosphoinositide phosphatase SAC6. NCBI's taxonomy places the organism in Eukaryota, Viridiplantae, Streptophyta, Bryopsida, Funariales, Funariaceae. Gene Ontology annotation, molecular function: phosphatidylinositol-4-phosphate phosphatase activity. Gene Ontology annotation, cellular component: endoplasmic reticulum. The record is from RefSeq and is a predicted model, not a curated record. Gene Ontology annotation, biological process: phosphatidylinositol dephosphorylation.
UCGGUGGAGAACGGGGAGGAAGGGUGGCCCUGGUGCUUGUUCUGUGGGUGAGUGCUGCUGCAUAUACGCAGGGAGGCAAAGCAGGCCAGCCAGCCAGCCAGGCAGCCUCACAACAAGAUCCUGGAAAUCAGCGCAAACUGUCCAGUAGUAUACAAGCGCUGCAGCUCCCUCUGCUUGUCUUGCGAAUCGCUCUGCUACCCCAGUUUGCCUCCAUUGUGCUGCUGCUGCUCCACAUUGGGUCUGUGGCAGUGCGAUCGCCAACCACUACCGGGUGUUGUGCCUCGUUAGGGUACGCACAUUUUUCCAUCUGGGUCUUGAUCGCAGGAGAAGCGGUGUCGGAUCAGUCACCUUGAGUUCUUUGCUUGUAGCUGGAUCGUCCCCGGGAUUGUGCAUUUUGGGGCGCAGAGCUCUUGUUUUAGGUUCUCGUUGCAGAUCUUUGGUGUUUGUGUGUACUUGCGCGCAGGAGCUUGUGACUUCGGAGGGUGCGUGUGAAGCAUAGAACGAAGCCUCUUGGUUUGUGAAGUUUCGAAGAUCUCUGAGGAAGGGCAUACAUAAUGGGCUUGAAGAUGGACGACUUUAGUGAGAUCCAGAAACGUAGCACAAGGAUGCGGCUUUGGGAGCUUCCGGAUGUAUAUGUUUUGGAGCCCACCGAUUCUAUGGCUACUCAGUUCCUUUCCAUCAAUCGAUCUACCGGUGACUUGAGCUAUACCAGCCAGCUUCCGGACUCCGAUGUUCCACAUGCACAGAUUGUGUUCGGAUUGGCUGGAAUCCUCCGUCUUGUGGCAGGAACUUACGCAGUAGUGAUUACUGGUCGUCAGUCUAUGGGCACGUACAGGGGUCACUCUGUCUACCGUGUGUCUUCUUUGAGGGUUCUUCCCUGCAACAACAACCUCCACAGAGCAACCCCUGAGGAGAAGAAAGAGGAAGCGUACUUUGUCGGUUUGUUGAAGGCCCUAGAGUCAACCCCUGGACUUUAUUUCUCAUACGAUGUCGAUCUGACAUUAAAUGCAGAUAAGUUUCAAGCCGCUGCGAUGUCAGAAUGCCCAUCUAUUUGGAAACAUGCAGAUGAUAGGUUCCUUUGGAACAGGAAGCUAAUGAAGGAGUUGAUAGACAAACAGAUGGAGCCUUACAUUCUUCCUGUGAUCCAAGGCAGUUUUCAAACCAUUGACUCCGUUGUUAAAGGCAAAGCAGUGACAGUGACCUUGAUUGCAAGGCGUUCUAUGAGACGUGCUGGGACACGGAUGUGGCGAAGGGGAGCUGAUCUGGAUGGCAAUGUUGCCAAUUUCGUAGAGACGGAGCAAAUACUUGAAUCGCAGGGUUAUUUUGCAUCUUACACACAGUUGAGAGGUUCUAUUCCAGUUCUGUGGGAGCAGAUUGUAGAUCUUACGUAUAAGCCCAAAAUUAAAACUAUCAACUACGAGAAUACGCAAAAAGCGGUCGAGAAGCACUUCGAUGAUUUACACAAGCGCUAUGGUGAUGUUGUGGCCAUUGAUUUGAUAAACCAGCAAGGUAGUGAGGGUGUUCUGAGUAUUGCCUUUGGGGAAAGCAUGCUCAAAAUCUCAAAUAAUCACAUCCGAUACCUUCCAUUUGAUUUUCAUAAAAUUUGUGGCCAUAUCCACUUCGAGCGCCUGUCUAUUUUAUACAAUCAAAUUCUAGAGGAUUUGACGAAACACGGGUACCACUUACGAGAUCAGGAUGGUAAUAUUUUUAAGGAACAGAAGGGGGUGGUCAGAACUAAUUGUAUUGAUUGUUUGGACCGUACCAAUGUUACACAGAGUUUGCUUGGACGGAAGGCCCUUGAGGCUCAAUUGCAACGGAUUGGCAUUUUCGAAUCAACCAAUACCGUCGCACAAUUUGAGGCUUUGGAGGCGAAGUUUAAAUUCUUGUGGGCCGAUCAUGGAGAUGAUGUAAGCAUUCAAUACUCUGGAACUGGGGCUUUGAAGGGCGACUUUGUGAGAUUCGGCCGCAGGACAAUCCGAGGUCUUCUUCAAGAUGGUUUUAACGCUGCUGCUCGCUACUAUCUAAACAAUUUUCGAGAUGGGAACAAGCAGGAUAGCAUCGACCUUGUAGCUGGUUCUUAUGAAGUCGGCGGAGGAGAUUCCUCACGUCUCCAGAUUACCUUGAUAGAGACUGUUGCGUUGCCGGGUGCUUUAGUUGCAUUGAUUGCGGGUGCUUACUUCACCAGUAUUGCUGGCCGACAACUGGGCUCCGAUGUAUACCAGUACCUGUACACACUCUUGCUGGCAGGUGUGACUGGUGGUAUUGCUGCAGGGAUUCGAUCGCAAGGUCGUUAUCUCGCCAAUCGACCUCGUCUAUGUAAAACCGUUUAAAAAAUACAAUUCGUAUUGCAAACUAUUUAUUAAAGGAAAUCGGCAAUAGAUUAAUCUUAGUACUACGAGUACUGGAUAAACCUUCAGCUUUCAGCAGCCUGGGAAAAUCUGAGAGUAUCGGAACAUUUAUAGCUCGUGUGAUCUUGAGAGCCUUAUGGUUCCAUUGUAAUCGGAACACAUGACAAGACUGGUUCAUAGAGCACAUGUCCUUUUAGACAAUAUUCAUAAUAGACAUGCUACCGUGUUCAUUUUUCAAUCUUAUAAGUCGAAAAAUCCGGUUUUUUCUUCUGGCUUUUGCAGUAAAAUUCACAUUAUCGCGCUGUCUUCACCUA